AUGGUAAGUGCAUCUUCAAAGUCCACGCUGCCAGUGGCUCCCUCAUCCACCCCAACCUCACCUCAUCUUCCACCUGGCCUGAUCUCACUAGAGGACAAGUCAACCUCACCCCGUCUUCCACCUGGCCUGAUCUCACUGGAUGAUGAGUCAACCUCACCCCGUCUUCCACCUGGCCUGAUCUCACUGGAGGAUGAGUCAACCUCACCCCAUCUUCCACCUGGCCUGAUCUCACCGGAGGACAAGUCCUUGGUUGGAAAUGUGCUUGAUCCCUCUCCGGACUUCAACACACUUGCAGGAAUGAAAGAACAUGAUACGCCAAUCACUGCUUGGAGAAAGUCGACAGCAUUUGAUGAAGACCCACUAACUACAUCCCCCACCUUUAAUCGCACUCAAUGGCCAGGUGUCAGCAUGGCGGAUCCAUCAGUCGAAGCUAUCCCUCCUCUCAUGUUUCAUCCGUUGUCGUUGUUUCACACCACCCUCUUGCCCCAGCCUGCUUCGCUCUUGGCUCAGCAAAUGAAUCAAUUUUCUGCACUUGAGGAGGUCAAUGGACUGUCCAUGGAACCGCAUGGCAAUCCAUUGCCAUUCAACCAACCGAUGUUCAAUUUGGGGCCGCAUGCACCCCCAGACACCCAUAUUCCAUUGUCCUUGCUAACGACUAUCACACCGUCACUCCUGUCUACAUCCACACCACCCAAGUCAAUUCAUUUCAAGUCUACCGAACACCAACCCCUGUCAGCUCCUCAUCAACCAUUGUCCAUUGACCAGGGGUCUUCUGCGGCUUCUCGCCAGCUGUCACCUUGUGACAUCGGGGGAGUCUUGGCUGGUGAAACUCUCCAACCUGGUUUGGAGACGGAGACGGUGUCUUCGUUACCUGUUGUCUCUGCUGCCUCCAACAGACGCACCAAGCGCCCACUGCGUCCUUCUACGCAAGCUGCUGAAGCCAACAAAAUUGGUGUCAAGCAAGGAACAAAGCCUGCACCAAAGAGGAAGCAGACCGAAGUCCAGCGCAGUGGUGAGGGGUCGAAGAAAAAGUCUCGCAAGUAG
This is a messenger RNA of Suillus fuscotomentosus, 1044 nucleotides long. RefSeq lists its product as uncharacterized. Lineage: Eukaryota; Fungi; Basidiomycota; Agaricomycetes; Boletales; Suillaceae. The transcript has 3 exons. The record is from RefSeq and is a predicted model, not a curated record. Bases 1 to 1044 code for a protein of 347 amino acids.